Messenger RNA from Triplophysa rosa, 2484 nucleotides. RefSeq names its product serum/glucocorticoid regulated kinase 2b (gene sgk2b). The coding region runs from base 562 to 1785 and encodes 407 amino acids. The record is from RefSeq and is a predicted model, not a curated record. Gene Ontology annotation, biological process: protein phosphorylation. Gene Ontology annotation, molecular function: ATP binding; protein serine/threonine kinase activity. NCBI's taxonomy places the organism in Eukaryota, Metazoa, Chordata, Actinopteri, Cypriniformes, Nemacheilidae. The transcript is spliced from 12 exons.
AGUGGGGAACAGGGUGCCCACCAGAAUUUCAGUGACACCCUUGGAGAUGGGGAGUAGGCCUACUCUCAGAGGGUCACUAAAGGGAGAGUAGACUAAGUAAAAUGAUUUAGGUCAAAGCGGUUCAGCUAACAAAAAAGUUGAAAGCCUAUAAACUUUCCGAGACUAUAGUAUGAUAAAUGAAAUUGGCCCAUAGGCUAUCAAACAAACAGUGAAAUAGUCACUGAGUAAAAGUGUGAUAGUUCAAUCACACUUAGGCCUAUAUGUCUGAGGCCAGAUAGAUAAUGAAAAAAUGUAUUUAAGCCAAAUAGUCUACUUGUACUGUCUGGGCAGUUUCAAGCCAUUUACUGUAAGCUUGCGUAUAUUUUUGAAGAGAGAGAGAGAGAGAGAGAGAGAGAGAUAUGCGAAUAACGGCAUGCGUGACGUCACAGCCUUCGGAGGCACCACGUGUUUAUCAAAAAAUAGCCGGUCACGGUUCCGCCUCAUGAAGCGGCACUCAGCCAGAACUAACCGGUAAGACAUCAGCAUAUGACGGACUAACAGCCGGUGCCCCUUGUCGAGAAAAUGGUUAAAAAGACUAAAGCUCCCGUCACUUACGCAAAAAUGAAGGGAGUAGUUUCAUAUUUUACUGCUUUAAUCAAGGACAAGAAGUUUGGAUCCAGCCAUUCAAUGUACUACAGACAAAUGGAUUUCUUGCGAUCUGAGAGUCUAUCUGAGGAUGAUGGAGCAGCAGCUGUCUGUUUCAGUGAUCCACCAACAGAGGAGCCACAGUCUCGGGUAUCUGCGGCUGAUUUUGAUUAUUUGAAGGUCAUUGGCACAGGAAGCUUUGGCAAGGUGUUCUUGGCCAAACACAGGGAGAAUGGUACACACUAUGCAGUCAAAGUCCUACAGAAACACAUUAUCUUAUCAAGGAAAGAGGAAAGACAUGUCAUGUGUGAGCACAGAGUAUUGUUAAAGACUCUCAACCAUCCAUUCCUGGUGAAGCUCCACUUCAGCUUUCAGACUAAGGACAGACUGUACCUAGUGCUGGACUAUGCAUGUGGAGGAGAGCUCUUCUACCAUUUGCAGAGGGAGUUGGUGUUUUGUGAACCCAGAGCCAGAUUCUAUGCUGCUGAGAUGGCCAGUGCUUUAGGAUACUUACACUCCCUGAAUAUUGUCUAUAGGGACCUGAAACCAGAAAACAUUCUGCUGGAUUCUGCAGGUCAUGUGGUUCUGACCGACUUUGGCUUGUGUAAGGAGGGUGUGGCGGGGCGCGAUACCACUAGGACCUUUUGUGGAACACCAGAGUACUUGGCACCCGAGGUUCUCCAGCAGAAAGAGUACGACAGAACCGUAGACUGGUGGGGACUGGGGGCCGUUCUGCAUGAAAUGCUUUAUGGCCUGCCACCCUUCUACAGUGCAGAUCGUUUUGAGAUGCUUAGAAAUAUUAUUUAUCAGCCUUUGGUACUAAAACCUGGAGUGUCUAGUGGAGCCAGAGAUCUUCUGAAGAGACUACUAAACAGGGACAGGGCCAAGAGAUUAGGAGCCAAGCGUGAUCUGGUGGAGCUGCAGUCCCACUCAUUUUUCUCCUCUAUUCAAUGGGACGAGCUUGUUGCAAAGAAAAUUCCACCCCCUUUCAUUCCUUCUCUGUCUAGCCCUGGUGACCUCACAAACAUUGAUCCAAGAUUUACAGAUCUUCCUGUUCCGCAGUCAUUAGGUGCAUGUGAGGAGUAUGGAGCAACCUUUCCUGGCUUCACCUACAUCAGUGAAAAUACUUCCUCACUGUCAGUGCAGACUCGUGGGCACUGAGAUCAGAGCUCUGCCAGACCAAUAGACAUUUUAUCAGCCUGUGAACACGUUUCUACAACCUAGAUAGCAAAUGGAAAAAGAAUGGAUCCAAUCAUGUUUUGCUUAGACAAACACUGUAUUUUUUAAGUGUUAGUUGGACCAAUGCAUUUGCACAUGACUGCAGAAUUUAUAUCAACACUGACUGUGUUUCCAAACGUUAAUGUAAUGUAAUUUAAUUUAAUUCCUUUUUAGCCAUAUUGUAAUAAACGAAUGUGUCUGUAAUGAAAUACACACAGUUUUUCAGAAUACUGUUAUAAAGACUGAACAUGUGAGAUACAGUGAAACUGUAUCCAAAUGUUUGUUUUAAAAUGUAACUAAUAAGUCAUAUAAGUUUAUGGAGGGAAUGUUAAAACUGAAGGGUAAUGUACCGUUUAAUAUAAGCUAUAAAUAUAAAAUUGGUUAAAGCGUGUAAAAGCAUGUCUGGAUUGUAAAUUAAUACAUUCUUUAUACUAAUGUACGUUCAUGACGUUUUUUUACAUGCUAUAAUGUUUAUGUUUUUUUGUGGUGAGGUUAAUGUGUUUGAAAAGGGAUUAAAAAGUAACAGACUCACAAUUCACAGUUGUGUUCACGCGCAGACUUCUUGCGGUAAUCGAGACCUUUAAAGUAUGACAUCUGCGUCACAAUUCCAAAGCACACAGUUGUCAUUCACAGACAGCUGAA